Molecule: messenger RNA, 2813 nt
Organism: Pelobates cultripes (western spadefoot toad)
Lineage: Eukaryota; Metazoa; Chordata; Amphibia; Anura; Pelobatidae
Source: the annotation of a GenBank genome assembly
CGUGUCUGUGCGCAAGGCUGGUACACAGAUAGCCCUGGCUGGCGUCAUGUCACUACGCAUGCGCAGUGCUGCUCGCGCGAGUCACUAGCUGAGGAUAGUUUUUCGUGGCAGGCACUAAGACCCUGGACGCUGGCGGCGUGCUCUGUGCAGCGGAAUCUACGUAAUAGCAAACAGCCGGAGUGAGAGCUAAACGCUCAUAUACAAUAACUUUCAGCAGAGCGGGCCAAGCAGGAAGUAAAGCGGCGGUGUACUGCAUUUGGCACCAAACAUGCGUGACUUGGUAAGGGGAUGAGCGCUUGUCACGUGAUAAACCGGCAGGCUGAGCUUUUAGUUUGUUUUUUUGUAAUGAGAGUCUGGGUUGAAAGUACGUGUGCACCACGUGUCCUGUGAUUUCACCAUUAAUCUAACAGUACACAGAGUAACUGACUUAACCCCUUCAUAAACUGUGACAUGAUGUGCAGCAGCCAUGAAAUUAAGACAAGCAGUAUAUUUUACACGUGGAAUAUACUAGGUAGUUGUUGCUUGCUUAUUAAUUCUAAUGCAAACUGUGUGACCUGUCACUUGUAGCUGUUACUAUACAGUCUGGUUAGUUUUACCAAGCACAAUAACUACUUCUGCUGGUUUCAGUGGUUAUGGUGCCAGGAUUGCCCCUGCACCCUCCCAGAGUGGUGUGUCAAACCAUUUUAGAACAGUUUGGCAGCUUACCUGGUUGUUGAUGAUCACUGUGGCUGCAUGCUCUGAUUCCAGAAGAGUUAAGUCUGAUUGACUGACUAAGGAAGUCUGCUGAAUAGAGGUGUAUCUCUAAUUAGGUGAUUUAGGCGGUCACCUUGGGCCUCGUGGCUGCAUAAAUUGCCUCAGGGUCUGGGGGCUUGCCUUGCGUGCUGCUGGGUGAGAGGCCAGAGCCUCCUGUCUGCAGCUCUGCCGGAUGCAGACAGAGGUGUCUCACGAUCUCAGCCAUCAGAGCGUUGCUGUGGGUUAUCACAGCAAUGGUCUGACAACUCAAGCUUGUGAGACCUUCUAUCAUGUAAGAUGCAAAUCUGCAGACUGAACAGCUAGCCCAGCGUACCACAAGGGAAAGAUCACUGGACCACCAUGAAGUUGAUAAUGGAGAAAACAAAAUGGUAUUUCAGUGUGUCGCCCGUCUGCCCCUCGCGUGCUCUGUCGCUCACCCCCCUCGCAAAUUUACCUGCUUCUUCGAUCUUUACUUUCCACACCCACCACCCACUCGGGUGGCCACCAAUCUACCCAAUUAUUGUCCCAUCCCUAGGAAUGCUGGAAAAAUGCAAUAGGCAUCCUGACAGAUUUACACAGUUAGAUCUCUUCACUUUGAAAUAGCCUAACAGGGGGAGGAGUAUGAUCAGUGUAAUUCUGGCAGAACAAUUGUUGGAUUUCUCUGUUGCACUUUCUUUUAUUAGUGGACAGGUCUGAAACUGAAGUAGGUGGGUAAAAAAGCAAGAGAGGGUGGGUUCAAUAAUGCAAUCUGAGCAAGUUUAUUUAUAAAUGUUAAUAAUGUACAUUUCCUGCUUGGUUUUGGUUUGUGUAAAGUGUUUGCGUUUUGGAUUGAAAAAGAAAUAUAUAUAUUUUACUGUUUUUGCUUUAUUUUUAGAACUUCAUCAUUUGAUACCCAAGAAGCUCCUCAGUAAUUCAAACUGUAAGAAGUAUUUGUCUUAUUACGUAUGAGUUUGUUUUUCACAUCAAGGAUGUCUUUUCAGUUCAAUUUUUCUAUAGAGGACACAGAAAGCAGUCCCUCGGAGUGCGGAUUAAGCCCAGUGUUAUACAAUUGCUCUUCAGACCUUAUUGACAAAGAAGAAAAGUCAAAGGACAAUAAAUUGCUGUUAGGAGACUGUGAAGUACAGACAGAGAUAACAAAUGAAGUAAAGGAAACAAAGCCAGUGACCUCAAGUGGUAAAAACAAUCUAAUUAGCAGUGACAUAACCAGCUUUAACUGUCAAUCGGAAGAAAAAACAGGAAGCUGCAGUACCCUUGCCACAGAGCACAAACUUCCAGAAGAUGUCAGCAGAGUGCUUGAAAAUAAAAUAGUCGAAAGCAUUUCGGGGCUGAAUUUUGUAAAUGUGUCAGUUGUUGAAAUGACAUUAUCAGAUAGAGAUUAUUUUUGUGAAAGCAUUGUAAGCAAAGCAAUUACAUCUAACACUGAUCUCAUUUCUGGCAUUUAUGAAGGUGGGAUGAAAAUUUGGGAAUGCACGUUUGAUCUUAUAAGAUACUUGGAAGACAAUAGCAUAGAAUUUGAAGGCAGGGAGGUUUUGGAUCUUGGUUGUGGAGCUGGUUUGCUGGGAAUUCUGGCCCUUAAGCAAAAAGCUAAAGAAGUUCAUUUCCAAGACUACAACAGUACUGUAAUAGGGGAAAUAACCAUCCCCAAUGUACUAGUGAACUGUGACAAUAAAAAGUUAAAUGAAUGCAGUCCAAAAAGGCAAAAAAACACUGAAUCGAAGGCUGGGCUUCUGUCCAAGUGCCGGUUUUUUUCAGGGGACUGGUCACGGUUUGUGCAGUUAAUGAAAAAUGAAAUUCCUCCUAAGAAAUAUGAUGUUAUUUUAACAUCAGAGACCAUCUAUAAUCCGUCUUACUACAGUGUGCUGCAUGAUGUACUUCAGCAUCUAUUAGGAAAAAAUGGUAUUGUGUAUUUGGCUUCCAAGUCACAUUACUUUGGUGUUGGAGGGGGUGUUCACUUGUUUAAAGAAUUCAUUAGAGAGAAGAAUAUUUUUUGUACCAAAACACUUCAGGUAUAUGAUGAUGGCCUGCUAAGGCAAAUUCUUCAAUUGUCUUUUGAAAAUAAAAUAUAACAUUUUAAAACUCAA